This is a messenger RNA of Anguilla anguilla (European eel), 674 nucleotides long. RefSeq names its product cytochrome c oxidase assembly protein COX16 homolog, mitochondrial. The record is from RefSeq and is a predicted model, not a curated record. The transcript has 4 exons. Gene Ontology annotation, cellular component: mitochondrial inner membrane. Bases 134 to 532 code for a protein of 132 amino acids. Gene Ontology annotation, biological process: mitochondrial respiratory chain complex IV assembly. NCBI's taxonomy places the organism in Eukaryota, Metazoa, Chordata, Actinopteri, Anguilliformes, Anguillidae.
AAAAGUAUUUCCUCUUGUUCGCCUUUGGUAGCGAACUUGGUGUUAGCAAGUUAUGUAUCCUUGUGGUAGCUAAAAUAUUGUGGGUGGGUAUGAGAAUAUAGCAGGACGGGAACGAAGGAUUAUUGUCAGAAUAAUGAUGUGGAGCCCAUUUAAGGCAUUACAGAAGAAUAAGACGCUCACAUAUGGCAUUCCAAUGAUUUUGCUGGUCGUUGGUGGUUCCUUCGGGCUUCGAGAAUUCACACAAAUCCGAUACGAUGCGCAGAAGAUUAAAAAGAAGCUGGACCCAGCACUCGAGGCCAGAAUCAACGUCCAGAAACAGCCCGUCAUCCUGGAGGAGGAGUACGAGAAGAUGCAGAGGCUGAACCUGGACGAGUGGAGUAACAUCAGAGGCCCCCGGCCGUGGGAGAACUCUCGGGAGUACCAGGAUCAGCAGCGGGCCCAGCAGGCCACCGGGUCCCCAGGGGCCACAGGGGCCCCGGGCCCCGCGGGAGGGGGGGCGCGGGCAGCGGGGGCGCAGCCAGACGGCCCCUAAAGGCAGGGCGAGGGACCUGGCGGCCCCAGCUCCUCUGUCUCUGUACUGUCAGUCUCCCUUUUGUCCUCUGCCUGGGCUAUUUUUACUCCCCACCUCCGCACCUCCGCACCCCCGCGCCUCCCCACCCGGCUCACGGGAGAUA